UGGAGAUGAAGUCAUCGAAGAUGAAGUUUGCGAAGAAGUUGAAAUCGAUGAGAGCUGCCGGAGAGUAUCUGAAACAGGAACGGAUUCUGCAGGUGCUUUCAGCAGCAGAUGAGUAUCUUCCAAAGAUAUCCAAUCAUGUUUCCCAGAUUACAGCAGCUUCUUCUACGAUCUGGAGAUCUCCUCAUAUUGCAACGGAACUCGUGGAAAGCAAGAAUAAAGUAGAAGAAGCUUGUGGAAACGAGGAGAAUAUCAGUCCACCACCAGUGAAUCAAAUUCCGAGAGAUAGCAGCAAAACGGCGGUUAAUUGCGGAUCUGAGAGAGGAAUGGGGAGAAAGAGUUUGGGAUGUGGAUUUAGAAGACCUGAAUUGAAUUCCACCACACUUUUCGAUCCGAAACUCCUCGAAGCGUUCGAGUUAGCUGUGGGAUGCUUUAGGAGAAUCAACGACUUAUCCACAGACCCCAAACUCGAUGAUGGUUAUGAAGAAGACGUUAUCGUCUUUCCCGCCGACGAAACCGGAAUGGAGAAAGAGAUCAUCGACAAUACUCUUCCUUCCGUCACCGACGAACAAGAAGAAGAAGAAGAAGAUAGUAAGAUAGGAAAUGACGGGAAUAUCCUCCGGUGUCCUCCGGGAGGAGAGGAAUCUGUUGUAUUCUACACAACGUCUCUUAGGGGAAUCAGGAAAACGUUCGACGACUGCAACAUGAUUCGCUUUCUGCUCGAUAGCUUUAAGGUUAAGUAUUAUGAGAGGGAUGUUUCGAUGCACAGAGAGUACAGGGAAGAGCUCCGGAGAAUUUCAGCAGAGGCGGAGGAAGGAGCAGAGGUUUUGCCUCCGGUUCUGUUCGUAAAGGGAAGGUGUAUCGGCGGAGCUCAACGUGUAUUGGGUCUACACGAGCGAGGUGAGUUCAGGGCUUUGUUUGAUGGGGUUCCAAUAGCUGGAGAUACACCUUGUAGUCGGUGUGAUGGUGUUAGGUUUUUGAUGUGUGAUGGAUGCAGAGGUAGCCGACGGAUUGUCUCUACUGAUGGUUCCAGGAUUCAGUGUUUGUUAUGUAACGAGAAUGGCUUGAUUGUGUGCCUUGAUUGCUCCUAAGUACCAUUUCUUUCUUAUGUGUAUACUAUUUUGGUUUCAUCGUUGUUUAUUCAUUUGAUUCUUUUAAAGUGUUCUAGCGAUUCUUUACACGUAAGCUAUGGUCAUCCCUUAGUUAUAUACGAUAUGCUUGUUUCUAC
This is a messenger RNA of Eruca vesicaria subsp. sativa (arugula), 1225 nucleotides long. The record is from the annotation of a GenBank genome assembly. NCBI's taxonomy places the organism in Eukaryota, Viridiplantae, Streptophyta, Magnoliopsida, Brassicales, Brassicaceae.